Messenger RNA from Ichthyophthirius multifiliis, 858 nucleotides. Its product is annotated as protein kinase domain protein. Gene Ontology annotation, molecular function: ATP binding; protein kinase activity. Gene Ontology annotation, cellular component: centrosome; spindle pole; nucleus. The transcript has 3 exons. Lineage: Eukaryota; Ciliophora; Oligohymenophorea; Hymenostomatida. Gene Ontology annotation, biological process: regulation of cytokinesis; mitotic cell cycle; protein phosphorylation. The record is from RefSeq and is a predicted model, not a curated record.
AUGAUUGUGGGUAGUUUGGGAAAAGGUAUAUAUUUUUUGUUUAUUAGUUAAACAACUUAUUAAAUAAAUAAAAAAUCAAAAGGAUCUAAUACAAAUGUAAAGCUUGCAAUGAAUAAACAAACUGGAAUGUAUUAUGCUUUGAAAAUUUAUUAAAUAAAUAUUUAGUUAGAUUUGUAAAAAAUUAGAAAUAUAAAAAGAAAAAUACAAAUAUUAUAAAGAAUUAGUCAUCCAAACAUAAUAUAAAUUAUAUUUUAUAUAUAUUUUUUAUUUUAAAACUAAAUAAAGAUAGUUUUAGUAAUGGAAUUUUUCUCUAAAUUAUCUUUAAAAGAAUUCUUAAAAAAACGAAAAGAACAUAAAAUUAGCGAAAAUGAUGCAAAGUUAAUUUUUAAAUAAUUACUGAAUGGAUUAGACUAUUUACAUAAUAAAAAUAUUAUUCAUAGAGAUAUUAAACUUGAGAAUAUAUUAAUUUAAGAAUAAACGAAAAAGGUAGCGUAUAUAGAUUUUGGAUUCAGUAUAUAUACCUCUUAAAAACUUAAAGUUUUUUGUGGGACACCUAAUUAUAUAGCACCUGAAAUAUUACAUAUUCAAAUUUUUUUCUUUUCUUAUUUCUAAUAUUGUGGAAAAAAAGCUGAUGUUUGGGCAUUAGGGGUACUUUUAUACGUCUUAAUAACUGGACAAUAUCCUUUUAAAGCAAGCUCUGAUAAUGAAUUAUAUAAAAAAAUUAAAAGCUGUAAAUAUACUUAAUCUUAUAAUAUUAGUAUUUAAGCGAAUAACAUAUUGACUAAGAUUUUUAAAAUUAAUCCAAACCAAAGGCCUGAUUAUAGAUAAAUUUUAUAAGAACCCUGGUUUAAUUGUUGA